This is a messenger RNA of Fusarium fujikuroi IMI 58289, 888 nucleotides long. RefSeq lists its product as uncharacterized. Lineage: Eukaryota; Fungi; Ascomycota; Sordariomycetes; Hypocreales; Nectriaceae. Gene Ontology annotation, biological process: regulation of transcription by RNA polymerase II. The transcript is spliced from 4 exons. The coding region runs from base 1 to 888 and encodes 295 amino acids. Gene Ontology annotation, cellular component: nucleus. The record is from RefSeq and is a predicted model, not a curated record.
AUGAGUGAUACUCAAUCACUUCCCCAGAUUCAGGACGAGCCUACGGAAUUAAGUUUCGUGGGCUCGGACAAUUCGCUCAGCCACUUCGAGGCCUUGUCCGCAGUGACAUACUCUCAGGGUGUGGAUCAGAGCCUCAUGGACUUAUGGCCGAACGAGAUCGUUUCUCUUGGCCCUUUGAUGGAUCAAGAGGAUGUCCUUGGCUUGGCUAUGGACUCCGGAACUCCAGCUGUGGACGACUUCUCUGGCCUUGACUUCGCAGCGCCGAUUAUCGGGAUGAAUUCUCAUCUCAGCGACGUCGAAGCAGCUCCCUUUGACCUUUCAUCCUCGCCUGUAUCUCUUCUCGAUCUUCCUGAAUCCGCAUAUGAGAGUGCGGGUUCUGUGUGCAGCCAGUCGAACGAUACAGUCCUUGACGCAUUCUCUCCUGUAGUUUUAGGAAGUGAUGGAACUCAGAUACAAUCUCUUGACCUCAUCUCUCCAGACUUUAGUUCUCCUCCUGCUGAGACCUCGACAGAUAAUAGUUCAGGUUCAGAAACGAGCAGCAAGGCAAGGUUCGAAGAAGAUACCGUCACUCGUCUGAAAAGUGACGAGUUUGCAAGAAAUGGAAUAUUCUUUUGCAACUGGCCCGAAUGCGACAAGUCCUUCGGCGAGAAUCGCAAGCGGAACAACCAUCUUCGAACUCAUACCAGACCUGUUCACUGUUCCUGGCCUGGCUGUAACUAUACAGAUGUUUGGCAGAAGGAUAUGAAACGUCACUACAAGACUCACCGCUCCCGAAAGACCUUCCAAUGUUUGUUAUGCAAUGAAUGGUUUACCCGGGAGUACAACUUGAGUCGACAUGAGCGGGAGGCACAUCGUGGAAAGAAGAGGGAGAGGAAGCGCCGUAGCUAG